This is a messenger RNA of Ziziphus jujuba (common jujube), 1912 nucleotides long. RefSeq names its product transcription factor TCP20. Gene Ontology annotation, molecular function: DNA-binding transcription factor activity; sequence-specific DNA binding. The record is from RefSeq and is a predicted model, not a curated record. Gene Ontology annotation, cellular component: nucleus. The coding region runs from base 405 to 1376 and encodes 323 amino acids. NCBI's taxonomy places the organism in Eukaryota, Viridiplantae, Streptophyta, Magnoliopsida, Rosales, Rhamnaceae. The transcript is spliced from 2 exons.
AGGGAAGGGAAUGGGAGGGGGUGGGCUUUUAUGUGCAAAUGAGGUGGUGGAAAUUGGCAGUUAAAGUUGCUUUCAAACAUGGCUAGUCAAAACCCACUACAGUGUAAAAGGGGUAAGAAAGAAAGGACUGUAAGGACAUACGAAGCUAGAGAGAGAAAGACAGAGAGAGAAGAGAGAGAGAGUUAAAAAACAUCAAGGCAAUGAGUUAAUAUUUUGACAUGGGGGCACAUUUUGGAUUUUAAUAUUUUGAUGGGUUUUGUCUUUCAUUCCUUUGCCAAAAACAGUGAAAACUCAUGAAAGUAUAGGACUUUUCAGGUCACCUUCUUCAAAUCAAAGAAGACCCUUUUUUAUUUAUUUAUUUUUUCUAUUUUUCUAUUUUUUCUAUUUUUUUUUGGCCCCUGUUCAUGGAUCCCAAGGGCUCAAAGCAACCACAGGAGGUGCCAAACUUCUUGAGCCUCCCACAGCACCAACACCAACACCAGCAGAAUCAGCAGCAACAGCAACAACAACAACAACAACAACAGCCUAACAUGGGUGAAAACAAACCUGCAGAAAUCAAAGAUUUUCAGAUUGUGAUUGCAGACAAAGAAGAAGGCAAAAAGCAGUUGGCACCAAAGAGGAGCUCAAACAAGGACAGGCACACAAAAGUUGAAGGCAGAGGGAGGAGGAUAAGGAUGCCAGCUCUAUGUGCAGCAAGGAUUUUCCAAUUAACCAGAGAAUUGGGUCACAAAUCUGAUGGGGAAACCAUACAGUGGCUGUUGCAGCAAGCAGAGCCAUCAAUAAUUGCGGCCACCGGAACAGGAACAAUUCCAGCAUCAGCUAUGGCAGCAGCGGGGUCCUCUGUAUCACAGCAGCAGGGAAACUCUCUAUCAGCUGGAUUACACCAAAAGAUUGAUGAAUUAGGGGGGUCCAGUAUUGGGUCAGGGAGUAGUAGGACCAGUUGGGCAAUGGUAGGUGGAAAUUUGGGGAGACCCCAUGUGGCCACAGGGUUAUGGCCCCCUACUGUCAGUGGGUUUGGAUUUCAGUCAUCAUCUGGUCCUUCAACAACAAAUUUGGGGAGUGAAAAUUCUAAUUACCUGCAAAAAAUCGGUUUCCCUGGGUUUGACUUGCCAGUUACCAACAUGGGUCCUAUGAGUUUUACCUCAAUUUUGGGUGGGAAUAACCAGCAGCUACCUGGGUUGGAGCUUGGGUUGUCUCAGGAUGGUCAUAUUGGGGUUUUGAACCCUGCUUUGACCCAGAUUUAUCAGCAGAUGGGGCAGCAGGCUAGAGUGCACCAGCAGCACCAGCAGCAACAGCAACAGCAACAUCAGCAUCAGCAGCAGCAUCAGCAUCAGCAACCUCCUGCUAAGGAUGAUUCUCAAGGCUCAGGGCAGUAGUUGUACUAGAUAUGGAGACUUUUUAGAUUUCAUAAAAAUUUGGGAGGAACAUGGAAAAGGUGGCAUUAUUGGGAGGCUGAGUUUCCUUUUUUUUUUUUUUUUUUUUUUUUUUUUUAAUGAUUUUUUUUCCCCUUGUAAUGGUUUUUUUGUAUUGUAUAAUUGGCCCAAAAAAAAAAAAUUGUGAGAAAAAAAGAGAUACUUCAGAGAAUUCAAUAGGGACUGGAAUUGUUUGCCCCUUCCUCUUUCUCCAUUGCAUGGUUCAUGUCUCCAUAUACAGGUGGAAUUGUGCACUGCCAUAUCGCAUCGGUUUGGGCUUAACUUCUUUAAUUCAGAGGUGUGUUGAUUAUAAUGUAAGGCAUCUUUAUUAUUUUGUGCUUCGCUAGGUCUGAUUGAGUGGUGCUCAGUUUGUUUGUGAAAUUUUAAACAUAGAGUUCCAUAGUAGUCAUACUUCAAUUUCUUCUUAUAAGAUCUAGACAUGGUAAAUUCACUAAGAUAUUUUUUAUGCAUUUCAAUGGAAAAAGAGUAAUUAUCUAAUA